Molecule: messenger RNA, 856 nt
Organism: Phalaenopsis equestris
Lineage: Eukaryota; Viridiplantae; Streptophyta; Magnoliopsida; Asparagales; Orchidaceae
Exons: 1
Coding region: 70-747 (225 amino acids)
Source: RefSeq, a predicted model, not a curated record
UCGGAGUCGACAUCGCAAGAUUUAGCUCUGCACAACUUCUCCGCUCACUUUCGAAAACGUAUCCCCGACAUGACCGCUAUGAAGCUCGAGGGAAUCGCAACGAGGCGAUUUCGACUUCUCCGGCAGCUCGGAAAGCUCCUACGGUGCAUCGAAGCCGCCGCCGCCCUCAUCCUCCUCUCUCACGCGUCGAUCCAAAUCCCAGCCGCCGCUCGAAACUCCGGCGAAUUCAUUCGCCACACGGCCGCAUUUCUUACCAGCCCCAGCUUCGUCUUCCUCUUAUGCAACGCUAUCGUCCUCGUCCUGCUUAAAACCGGCCACUUUUCAUCCGAAUCGGGCUCCACCGGAACCGGAAUCGGCAAGAUUUGCGGGGAGAUGUCGUACUCCCCGCCGUUGAUUUUCGGAAGCGCGGCAGCGGAGAAGAAGACAGCAUGCGUGCAGAAUCGCGCAUACCGGCGGGGGUGGUCGGAGAAAUUCGAGCGGGGGCGUGAGGAAGCAAAGCUUCGGCGAGCGGAGAGUGAGUGUUUUCGAAAAGGCGAAAAAGCGUGGUCAGCAGUGGCGCGCGAAAGAGAAGUUGUGGGUGCGGAUGAUAGAGUGGGGGCUGAGGAGGAACAUUUGGACGCGGAGGAGUUUCGGCGAACAAUAGAGGAUUUUAUUGCGAAGCAGCAGCGAUUUCUAAGGCUCGAGUCGCAGUCGCUCGCUGUGGUGGCUAAAUCCGAAGGAGUGGGACAUCGGCUUCAUGAAUUUUAACGAGUAAAAGGAUGUCUGUGUUUGCUAAUUUUCAUGUACAUUUUGGAUUGCACAGAGCUCCCGGGAAGGAGCAUCUUUGUUUUUUUUCUUCUUAUUUUUUUCCUUAUAU